Molecule: messenger RNA, 2607 nt
Organism: Leguminivora glycinivorella
Lineage: Eukaryota; Metazoa; Arthropoda; Insecta; Lepidoptera; Tortricidae
Exons: 2
Coding region: 1-2607 (868 amino acids)
Molecular function (GO): zinc ion binding; nucleic acid binding
Source: RefSeq, a predicted model, not a curated record
AUGCCGCCCGUCGUAUUCUGGGGGGCACACCACUCUAGGAUCAACUCCAACGACACUGGCAAGCGUUCAACGGAUACCGAUGCUCACGAACCGGAUUUGUUGCUUAGGAUACGUGGAGGAGGUGACGCGGAGGAGGCUGUGAUCGAGCCCUCCCCGAAGCCUGCACACGGAGGAGGAGAUGCGGACAGCGAGGAGGCGGUGGGUACCCCGUCCUCACCCGGGCUUGCCCUGCCCUCGCCUAAGCCCGUCCCAACGGGGUACCGCCCACUGCGGGAUGCGCUCGGGCGUUAUAUUCGCUACCCCGCGCCCGCGUCCGACACGCUAACAGGGGCGGAGGAUGCGCCUGUGCCCACAGGGUUCAGGCAGUUCGUGCGUCCUUCCACGCCGAACCGAACGCGAAUCUUCACGGGGAAGGUUCACGGCACCCGCGGAGUGGAGGCGUCCAUGUCGCCUGAGAGAGAGGAGUACUUCUCCCCAUCAAGGAUUGACAGACGCGACUUGUUUGGCGAAGGGGCGGCCGACACCGGCGACUCGGAAGGCUCGGUGGAAAUGGGUCCCCAAAAGGCGCACGCGGCGCCCUCGACCUCAGACAUGCCCUCGAAGUUCUGGGGCUCGAGGCCCGAGAAACGACUUGCGGAUGAGCUCGCGCUUUCUUCCGGCUCAGAGAGUGACGCGGGACUCUUGCUGGGCACUGCCACUGCCAAAAGAGGCAAGAAAGGCAAAGGAGGGGGGCGCCGCACCGGCCCCAGAAACAAGCCUGAUACGCUGGGCCAAACACCUAUCGUCCUGAUCGAGCGUAUUAGGCUCAGCUCGCGCUCGCCGACAGCCAGAACGCAGGAGACAGACGUGACCGACGGCACUGGGAGCGCCAACACUCCCAAUGCGGGUGCCGAGUCGGACUCAGGGCGAAGUGGGGGCUCGACGCACGACGCGGGACUUGCCGAGGCGAAGCGGGAGCUCAACCGCCUCAGACGGGAGGAGCUCCAGCGCAAGGCCGAGGAGGAGCUGGCAAGCCUCACGCGGACGCUGGCGCCGGGCAAGCCCCCCAAGAGUGGCGGUGCAGUUCUGGGCCUGCCAGACACGGACGGAGCGGACAACAGUGCGGCGUCGCUCCACCAAAGGGUGCAAAGCAGCCUAAGGACGGUGGAGCUGGUGGCCACUGGGUCCGCCAACCUAAAGGGGACCUUCGUUCGGGCCCUCAAGCUGGCUGUCGCGUCAAUCGGGGAAGCGGUCGAAGACCUGAAGGAGCUUACUUCCUCCGAAGAGACGCGACGCCUGCAGAGGCAAAAUGCCAACUUGAGGGCGGAGGUAAAAGACCUGCGCUCUGAGGUGGAGGAGCUGAAAACGGAGCUCCGGGCCCACUUCAAGAAGCAGGCCCCGCCCUCGUCCUUACCCAAAGAGGCACCACAGCCCGCCGCUGCCCCCCCGGACGUUCCGAUGUGGACGAGCUGGUCGGUGCGGUCGCGGCCAGGGUCCGGGUCCCACACCGGCCUCCAAGCGGGGUACCGCAUCGGCUCCGAAGCGAGGUCCCCGAACCUGACGGAGGAGCCCCAAAAGGGGAAAAAUAAAAAGAGGAAAAAAGGGGGGAAAACGCCAGCAGCGGCAGCAGCAGCGGCUCCAUCCUCCGCGACGCCAGGUCCUCGGCCACUGCCUCCGGCUCCCGCGAACACAAACGAGGAGUGGUCUGCGGUGACGCGGAAGAAAAGUAAGGGGGCAAUUACGCAAGUGGGCUCUCAGCCACGGCCCAAGAAGCCAAACAAGCCCAAGAGUAGGAAACUUCGACCUCCGCGUUCGUCAGCUGUAGUCCUAACCCUACAGCCGGAGGCCGAAGCAAAAGGGGUGACGUAUGGACAAGUCCUCAUCAGGGCCAAGGAGAACAUUGACCUCAAGAGCCUGGGCAUUAACGCCAUCAAGUUCAAGAAGGCGGCAACCGGUGCCAGGCUCCUCGAGGUCCCAGGAUCCGAUAGUGGCGAAAAGGCCGACUCCCUGGCAAAAGAGCUCUGCGAAAAGCUCGGGGAGGACCUGGUCAAAAUAUCCAGGCCCACAAUCUGCGCGGAGCUACGCCUAACGCAACUCGACGACUCCGUCUCUUGCAGCGAGGUAGUGGCUGCUGUUGCCAAGACUGGGGGCUGUGAAGUGAGCCAGAUAAAAACGGGGGAGAUCCAGCAGGAUGCAUCCGGGCUAGGAUCUAUCUGGCUCCGCUGUCCAAUCGCGGCAGCCAAAAAAGUAGUGGAGGCUGACAAGGGAAGACUCCAGGUGGGAUGGGUACGAGCUGCAGUAAAGCUGCUGGAGAAGAGACCCAUGCGGUGUUUCAAGUGCCUGGAAACGGGCCACGUCAGGGCACAAUGCACCAGCAAAACGGACCUCAGCGACACCUGCUACCGGUGCGGGAAACCAGGCCACACGGCGAGGACCUGCUCUGCAACUCCGAGCUGUGUGAUUUGCUCUAAAGUAGGGAAACCAGCGGACCACACUCUGGACUCAAAAGUGUGCAAAUCACAAGCCCAGAAGCCACCACGGAGAAAAGCUGGAGCUGGCCGCCAGGCCGCGCCCCAGCCAGCACAAACACCGGAUGUGCAGGAGCAGGAUCCAAUGGUCACAGAAUAA